UACUCUUGCAAUCUGCCCGAGUGUCCGGAACGGACUCGUCCGACCGGCGGACUGACGAACAUGUCCUCUGAAGCGGUGUGUCAGUUCGGUCUGCUCCGCGACCUGGAGACGAGCAAAUUCGGCCUAAACCCGGCCGGUUGGGAGGCAGAAGAGACGCAGGAGAGAGAAGAAGAGCAGGAGCAGGAGGAGGAGGAGAAGGAGGUGGUGGUGGUGGUGGGCAGACGAGACGAGUCCGACACGCCGGCCAAGUCUGAGACGGUCGUGAAGACGAGCGAGCCGUCGGGCUUGGUCUGGUUGUCGGACCGGCCGCGGGAACUGCUGACGUCGACGUUGACGUCGGCGUUGACGUUGACGUUGGCGUCGACGUCCGACUCGAGGGAACUCGACGAGUUGGGCGUGUCUCGCGGCGAUCGGGCCACUUUCUGGCCGGUCUACGCGGCGACAGGACAUGCGUGCAUGCGUCCGACCGACGCGACGGUGGAGCCGAUUGGCCGAGAGGAGGACGGUGGGGCUGCUGUGACGCCGGACGGCGUGUUUCGAGACGACGUGGAUGCCCACUUUGUGGACUCGCAGCGGGUGAGGAUGGGUUUCUGCCCAACUUGGUAG
Molecule: messenger RNA, 606 nt
Organism: Protopolystoma xenopodis
Lineage: Eukaryota; Metazoa; Platyhelminthes; Monogenea; Polystomatidea; Polystomatidae
Source: the annotation of a GenBank genome assembly